AUAAAAAUAGUUAGAAGAAAUCUAAUUGUUCUUAUUAAGACUAGAGCUAGAAUAACAGAGUUAGCUCAAUUAACUAAAGUCUUCAUAAAGAAUAUUAUUCUAGAAAAGAUCUUAUUUACCUCUAAGUAUAUUACUAAUCUAAAAAACUAUACUUAA
This is a messenger RNA of Bipolaris victoriae FI3, 156 nucleotides long. RefSeq lists its product as hypothetical. The annotation marks the transcript as partial. The record is from RefSeq and is a predicted model, not a curated record. The transcript has a single exon. NCBI's taxonomy places the organism in Eukaryota, Fungi, Ascomycota, Dothideomycetes, Pleosporales, Pleosporaceae.